This is a messenger RNA of Adineta steineri, 588 nucleotides long. The record is from the annotation of a GenBank genome assembly. NCBI's taxonomy places the organism in Eukaryota, Metazoa, Rotifera, Eurotatoria, Adinetida, Adinetidae.
AUGAAGAUAUUGAUUUGCUCGUUUCUUCUUGUUUUAUUAUUCGAUAUAUCGAUACAAUCACCUGUUGAUGAAAAUCAACUACGGGAAAUAUUAUCGAAUUUAAAUUUUCGUUCUUUACCAUCGGUCUAUCAACAAGCUUUACUUGAAGCUCAAGCUACAUCUGAAAGUCGUGCUGAUGCAAGUACAUACUGUUGUAAAAAUGGUAAUCCAGCUAAAAUGAAAGUUAUAACAACAACUUACGUUCGUUGGGAACCAACAGGUCAAACUCAACUUGUAGCAGCAGGUCACGCGAGUUGUGGAUUUGGUGGAUGGUCAAAAUGCACAGUAUACGAAGUUCGACAUGUGGCUACAUCAUAUCUUGAGCAUGGUCACGAACUCGUACCUGAUAUUGAAAAUAGUCAAUGCCCAGAUCAUCAUGUUGUUUGUUGCAAAUCUAUGAUUCCUGUUGCUGGUUAUUGCAUGGGCAUACCCGAAUUUAAUCGUUUAGUCGCUGAAUGGGCAAAAUUACAAGCUACAAAUCCUGAAGCAACACUUGCUAAUCUUGUUGUAACACUUCAAAAUAAUGGUCUUGCAUCAUUAAGCGGUUAA